This is a messenger RNA of Trichoplax adhaerens, 1062 nucleotides long. RefSeq lists its product as uncharacterized. The coding region runs from base 1 to 1062 and encodes 353 amino acids. Lineage: Eukaryota; Metazoa; Placozoa; Uniplacotomia; Trichoplacea; Trichoplacidae. The record is from RefSeq and is a predicted model, not a curated record. Gene Ontology annotation, cellular component: plasma membrane; axon. Gene Ontology annotation, biological process: axon guidance; cell-cell adhesion. The transcript is spliced from 5 exons.
AUGGGAUUGAAUUCGUUUCAAGCCAUUGAAUUUGGCAAUGAUGGACGACGAAGUGUUGCCCUCAACGGGGAUAUAGUUUUUUCCAAUUUACUUCUUUUAGAUAACUUAAAUUAUACAUGUGAAGCAACAUUAGUCGUUUCUGGCGACAUAAGACGUAGUCGUGGAUCACUAAAUGUAUUAACGGUCAACGGUAAAGAUCGUCCAUUGACAGUUAUUAGGACUAGCAAUUCCAUCGUAGCUGGAGUCUUAGGAAGAGAUGCAAGUUUGGAAUGCAUCCCUGGUGGACGGCCUACUCCAGUUGUCAGUUGGUGUAUCUACAAUCCUUUCAACUAUCAAUGCCGACCAAUUGUCUCUGAUAAUAGUAAAUACUUGUUACAGUUUGGUAAUCGACGACUUCUGAUUCGAAACAUUGGAUAUCAAGAUAGAGCCAUUUAUCGCUGUGUCAUGAAACUUAACUCCCAAGAACAAAGACGUGAUAUUAACUUAAUCAUUCACACGCUACCAACUUGGAGUAAUCCAUUAACUUAUACUACUGCAUCCAUUGAGGAUCGCUUUACUUGGCCAUGUAUAGCUGUUGGCACUCCUCCUAUUACCUAUCGGUGGUAUCGAAAUGGAAGUGAGAUCCUUCGGAAUGAUCGUCGAUUUACAUUUACCAAUAGUUACGGCAAUAUUAUCUUUAACAAGUUGGAAACAACCGAUAUUGGCGUUUAUCAAUGUCAAGCAACUAAUCAAUAUGGGACUAUAUUUUCAAGUGGUUAUUUACUCGUUAGAUCGUUUGGCGUCAUUUUUACUAAGCCUUUUAAUCAAAAUCAACUCAUUCAAACUGGUCAAAUUGGAGAAUUUGAAUGUUUAGUUGAUGGUGGACCAAAACCUACUAUGAUCUAUCGUUAUAAUGGUAGUGUUAUCCAAUUCCCGUCUAGUAAAUAUACUGCCCUAUCCAAUGGCAAUUUAAGAAUCCAUAAUGUUGCGAUUAAUGAUACUGGAAGUUAUCAAUGUACCGCUACAAAUCGAUUUACGCCCAAUCCUAUUACGAGUACCGCAUCACUUCGAGUUUAUGGUUAG